AGAUAUACGCUUUUAUCGCGGUGGAAUAGAAAGUAAAGAAGACCCUAGAAAAUAUCGUAAAUUUUUAACAGAUCGGGAGAGGCUGGUCGGUGGAGAGUUAUCACGUCGUGGUAUACUAAAAAGUGGUUUAAGUACUGAAUGGCUCGAUAAUCUUAUGGAAGAAUGGGAAGGAAUUCAUGCUCAAUUCGUACAAAUUUUUAGCCAGACAUAG
Ambispora leptoticha is the source of this 211-nucleotide messenger RNA. NCBI's taxonomy places the organism in Eukaryota, Fungi, Glomeromycota, Glomeromycetes, Archaeosporales, Ambisporaceae. The record is from the annotation of a GenBank genome assembly.